This is a messenger RNA of Mus caroli (Ryukyu mouse), 3767 nucleotides long. NCBI's taxonomy places the organism in Eukaryota, Metazoa, Chordata, Mammalia, Rodentia, Muridae. The record is from RefSeq and is a predicted model, not a curated record.
CGCUCGCGCACGCGCAGUUAGUAGUCGCUGCUGGGCGGCUGCCGGCAGGAUCGCUCUGGGGAGACGCCGGGCACCGAGUAGCGGCCAAUCGGACACCUGAGCUGCCGCUACUGGACACAAGCCCGCAGGACAGGUGUGUAGACCGCGGGUCGCCUUCCUACGGCUUGUUUUCUGGGGACCGGGUGAGAAAUCGGAUCCAGGUGCCCGGCAGCAUCCUCUUCUGAGACUGGAAAGCUCAGCUUGGUGCAGCCAGAGAGUCGAUAUGCGUUUCCAGGGUGUUGGACUAUGCUUGGGUCUACUGUUCAUCACGGUCAAUGCGGACUUUAUGGAUGAUGGUGUUGAGGUGGAAGACUUCAGUGAAAAUUCAGAUGAGAGUAAUAUUAAAGAUGAACCUUCCUCGGGGACUUUUAAGUAUAAGACACCUCAACCUAUAGGAGAAGUAUAUUUUACAGAAACAUUUGAUAGUGGAAAUCUGGCUGGGUGGGUCUUAUCAAAAGCAAAGAAGGAUGAUGUGGAUUCAGAAAUUGCUAUAUAUGAUGGAAGAUGGGAAAUAGAAGAACUGAAGGAAAACCAGGUGCCUGGCGACAGAGGGCUGGUUCUGAAGUCUAAAGCCAAGCACCACGCAAUAGCCGCUGUCCUCGAAAAACCCUUUAUUUUUGCCGAUAAACCUUUGAUAGUUCAAUAUGAAGUAAAUUUUCAAGAUGGUAUUGAUUGUGGAGGUGCAUACAUUAAACUGCUAGCAGACACUGGUGAUUUGAUUCUGGAAAACUUUUAUGAUAAAACAUCCUACACCAUCAUGUUUGGACCAGAUAAAUGUGGAGAAGAUUAUAAACUUCAUUUAAUCUUCCGACACAAACAUCCGAAAACUGGAGUUUUUGAAGAAAAGCAUGCCAAGCCUCCAGAUGUGGAUCUGAAAGAGUUCUUUACAGACAGGAAGACUCACCUCUAUACCCUCGUGAUGAAUCCGGAUGAUACAUUUGAAAUAUUAAUUGAUCAGAAAGUUGUGAACCAAGGGACCUUGCUAGAUGAUGUGGUCCCGCCUAUCAACCCACCCAGAGAAAUUGACGACCCCAGUGAUAAAAAGCCAGAGGAGUGGGAUGACAGAGCCAAGAUCCCCGACCCUACCGCCGUCAAGCCAGAGGACUGGUGUAGAUUGGGCAUCUGGAGUCCUCAGAAGAUUCCCAACCCAGAUUACUUUGAAGAUGACCACCCAUUCCUCCUGACUUCUUUCAGUGCACUGGGCUUAGAGCUUUGGUCCAUGACUCCUGACAUCUACUUUGAUAAUUUUAUCAUCUGUUCAGAAAAGGAGGUGGCCAAUCAGUGGGCUACAGAUGGCUGGGAACUGAAGAUAAUGGUGGCAAAUGCUAACGAGCCUGGUGUACUCCGACAGCUGGUGACAGCCGCAGAGGAGCGCCCCUGGCUCUGGCUCAUGUACCUGGUGAUAGCUGGCUUGCCCAUUGCAUUAGUUACUUCCUUUUGGUGGCCAAGGAAAGCAAAGAAAAAAUAUGAAGACACGGGGCCUAAAAAAACUGAAUUAUGCAAACUGCAAAGCAAGGCCGCUCUGGAACAAGAGGCAGAAGAGGAGAAGGCCCCAGAGAAGCCAGAAGAUGUGCAAGAAGAAAAGAAGCCCAGUGAAGCUGAAGUCGUCAUCGUGGCAAAGGAAGUAAUUGGUGAACCGGAAGAGAAGAAUGAGGAAGACAGAGAAACUAUAGAAGGUCCAGAGGAAGUGAGCAAGUUGAGUAAAUCUGGAUCAGAGGAUGAGAUGAAGGACGCUGAUGAGAGCACAGGAUCUGGAGACGCCCCACUGAAGUCAUUACGGAAGAGGAGGGUACGGAAGGACUGAAGCGUCAAGUAUCGAAAAUCCCGGAGAGAGAGAUCUGGCAUCUAGAGUCAGGGUGUCCAGAAGGACAGUGACUCUGUGCAUCUGCACAAACUCUUUCUAAGUAUCUAGCAAUGUUACUCUUUCAGACACUUCUUUCUAUCUUUCUUUUGGGGGGUGGGGGGAAGUAACUUUGAAGUUAACUGGUCUUUGAAUUUAGAAUAAAAGAAAAGUGGCACAUUACAUGAGAGCCAAGAGAUUCGUCUCCUUAGAAGUUACAGCUUAACAGUUGGAAGGAAGGUCGUUUUGGUUUUAUGGAGAAAAAAUAAUGUGCUUUUUGUUCUCCUGGUAUUGGAAACCUGCUCCUGGGCUCUCCUCUGCGGGCAGAAGCAGGUUAGUUCUAUCCUGAGCUGUAGGUUGGCUCUGUUGUACAGGCUGAAGGUGAUAGAGUCCGUGAAUGAUCGUUCGAUGCUGUCAGCACUAUAAAGAGUGUGUGAGUGAGCCACACUUCCCUGGCUUGAGUUACACUUUUCUUAAGUCAGUCCACUUAGCUUAGAGACUCCCUGAAGAGGUGCUGUGUUGGCAGGCGUGUCAACUGAGCGACUGUUUAAGAGUCACUCACUCCAUCACCGGGAAAUACACAAGCAUAGUUUACAAGAUAAUAGGCUUGUCAAAACCAAAUAAUGUACACUUUUUUUUUUCAAGCUCUUGUAGCCACUUCAUGCCCAGUGGCUUACCUCAUUCACCAAAUUGGGUGUGCACUCACUGCUCUUAGAAAUGAAAUUUAAAUAUUUUCCCAUCUAAAUUAUAUCCUUCAUAUGGCUCAUUACUGGAGAGGUUUCUUUUAUUGGUGUGGGAUUCUAACGGUUGUAUCCAAUUCUGCAACUAUGUCUUUUUACCAUGCUUUCCUGCUGACAAGGUCACCCUCAGAGCUGCAUCUGAAGUGGGAGCCCAAACUACCUUAUCAGCAGUAUUGCUGUAUUUAAAAUACUUUAUUGACAAACUUUCUACACUUAAGAACCAGGUGUCAACCCUUUGAAAGGCCAUUCAAGUCCACCUGAAGACCAGAGGAUGACUUUAGUGCUGAGUCCCUGUGGAACUUGUUGUGAGUUGGAGUUUGUUUUGUAGAGAUGCACACCCCACCUUCUGACUCCCUCCCAUAGGAACAUUCAGAACUCACACACUGAAAACAAACCCUAGCUUCACCUCCUUAAAGGGGGCUGAGCUGAGCCAAUGGCGUUGUUUGCAUCUUCCAGAUUGGCAUAAGAAGGGGAGGGAGUGCUUGCCCUGUGGCCAUGCACUGACGUUGAUAGACUCCUGGUGAACUUGUAACACAGCUAACCAUAACUAGAAUGUACUUAGCAAUAAUAGGGCUUAACAUAGCUUUCAAGGGCUCCUUUUUUUCCCCUUUGAAUUAGUCACUUGAAAUAAUUAUAAAUAAAAAUAUAUCUCAAAAUAAACAACUAUGCUUCAGAUAUUUAUACCUUGGUAUAAAUCAGGCUUGACCUGGGACUUGUGUUAAAGCUGUUUUAACUCUUGGCUGCAGAUUGACUCUGCAUGGACAUUUGACUAAAUGUCAGGAGCUUGCAGUGGUAAUGUCUGAGCAACCGAGUUUUAUUUUUAUAGUUUGUCAAUACAAGGGUUUACUCUGUAGCUCAAGCUGACUUGGACCUCCUAGACCGCCCAGGCUGCACUCAGAUCGAUGCAAUCCUCCUCUCUCACCCUCAGUCCUGGGGCAGCAGGCGAGGAGCCAUGCAAACAUCACUACAAACUCCCGGCUGUGGAUGUGCUGUGGCUGACAGGGCACUAAACUAAAACCCUGUGGGGGACACAUGACAUCUAUGCAACUGAAAAGAGUUUUAAUAGCCAAGUGGCUUUUUUCUUUAUUCUAGUCUGAUUUUAUUUUUUAUAAUUACUUGAAUUUAUCAUUUUCCCUAAUAAAAGAUAA